CAUCACUGAGAAAGUUGCGUUCUCCUCCAGAGGUAGCCGCCAUUGUUACAGCCUCGAGCGAUCAUGUUGCGCAGAAACAUUCGUCUAAGGAGGGAAUACCUCUACCGAAAGAGCUUAGAAGACAAAGCUCACUCGCUCUAUGAGAAGAAGCGCAAAAUUCGAGAAAUCCUCGAAGAGGGAAAACCGAUUCCCACUGAGCUUCGGAACGAGGAGGCUGCUCUUCGCCAUGAAAUUGAUCUCGAGGAUGAAAACACCGCAGUGCCGAGAACGCAUAUCGACGACGAGUACGCUAAUGCAGCGGAAAGGGAUCCUAAAAUUUUGAUAACUACAUCCAGGGACCCAAGUGCUCCGCUUCAACAGUUUGCAAAGGAAUUAAAAUUUGUCUUCCCUAAUGCGCAACAAAUGAAUCGUGGUGGGCAGGUUAUUUCUGAAAUUAUUGAAACCUGCCGUGCUCAUGAUUUCUCUGAUGUUGUAUUGGUCCAUGAACAUCGUGGAGUACCAGCUGCGCUAACUAUAAGCCAUUUGCCUUUUGGUCCAACUGCUUCUUUCCAGUUACUCAAUGUGGUUACAAGACAUGACAUUAAGGACAAGAAAGGCAUCGGAACAAUGCCUCAGGCCUACCCACAUUUGAUUCUUAAUAAUUUUACAACCAAGCUGGGUGCGAGGACAGCAAAUAUUUUGAAGCAUCUCUUUCCAGUGCCAAAGCCGGAUACGAAACGCAUCAUCACUUUUGCCAAUCAAUCUGAUUAUAUUUCAUUCAGGCAUCAUGUUUAUGAGAAGCAAGGAGGUCCUAAGUCCAUUGAGCUGAAGGAGAUUGGUCCUCGUUUUGAACUGCGGCUUUACGAGAUAAAGUUAGGGACGGUGGAUCAACGUGAAGCACAAAUUGAAUGGGUGAUUCGACCGUAUAUGAAUACAGCCAAGAAGCGGAAGUAUCUUGGCGAUUGACGUAACUGCUUGGUGUUUACGCUUCUCAAUGGGGUUUUGGUUUACCAGAUGAAGUUGCGCACAUCGAUCAAACUGAAGCCCAACCAAUUGUCAACAUACCAUAAAAGAAUGCUCUCAAGAAUAUGAAGUUUUGCUAGGGAUUGACUCCAUCUCAAAAGCUUUUGGGCUUGAGCUUAUUGGUUUCUUUUCUUUCUCUUUUUUAUUUUUUAUUUUUUAUUUUUUAUUUUAUAAAAAAAAUCAGAGAGAGAGCGAGUGAGCCUUAUUGGGGUUUUUAUUUGGCUUGCUUAGUUCUGGUUCUUGGUUCAUGUACCAUUAAGUUGGUAAAUUUUCAUUAUAGAUUUUUUUUCCCUUUCUUCAAAAUCCUGUUAAUUUGU
Messenger RNA from Morus notabilis, 1319 nucleotides. Its product is annotated as U3 small nucleolar ribonucleoprotein protein IMP4. Gene Ontology annotation, biological process: rRNA processing. Gene Ontology annotation, cellular component: small-subunit processome; nucleolus; Mpp10 complex. Bases 64 to 945 code for a protein of 293 amino acids. Gene Ontology annotation, molecular function: snoRNA binding; rRNA primary transcript binding. The record is from RefSeq and is a predicted model, not a curated record. Lineage: Eukaryota; Viridiplantae; Streptophyta; Magnoliopsida; Rosales; Moraceae. The transcript is spliced from 10 exons.